Molecule: messenger RNA, 3718 nt
Organism: Culicoides brevitarsis
Lineage: Eukaryota; Metazoa; Arthropoda; Insecta; Diptera; Ceratopogonidae
Product: protein stoned-B
Exons: 13
Coding region: 144-3497 (1117 amino acids)
Biological process (GO): regulation of endocytosis; intracellular protein transport; synaptic vesicle endocytosis
Cellular component (GO): clathrin adaptor complex; clathrin-coated vesicle; synaptic vesicle
Molecular function (GO): clathrin-cargo adaptor activity
Source: RefSeq, a predicted model, not a curated record
AAAAUAAAUGUUUUCUUGUUAUCAAAGGAUUUAAAUGUUGACGAACGUUUGAUUUAAGUAAAAUCUAGUUAAAUUAGCUUUAAUCGAAUAUAAUCCUUGCACUACUUGUUCUUGUUGUUAGAUUUAAAGAUAAAUUUUAAAUAAUGGCAAAUCCCUUCUUGUUCACCGACGACGAUGUCGUUGAACCUGUCUCGUCAAAUCCCUUUUUCGAUGCUGAUCCUGCAGAUGAGGUUCCGGAUAAUCCGUUUCUCAGUGACAGCAAUCCCUUUGCGAGUUUCGCGGAACCCGAUGGAGGCAUGGCGCAACAACAACAAUAUAUCGAACAAGCAGCUCCCGACAUGAUGAGCUACCAACAACAACAACAGGCAGCUUUCGAUACGUCAAAUGAGUUGCUGGAUUUCGGGGGCGACAAGGAGAAUCAAAUGCAAAAUUCCGUCGCCGUCACGAACGACGUGGAAAGCUCAAAGAAAUCUCCGCCCGAACGUCCGGCGCCUCCGCGAGAAAUGCAAGAUCUCAUUUCGACGCUGUCAACGCAACUCGACAUGACAAGCAAUAAAUUGUUGGGACAAAUUCCGGCAACGAGAACUCCGUCACCCGUUAGUAUGCGGGAUUUGCAUACGCCAAGUCCGACGCCCGACAACCAAUUUGACGAUCUUUUGGGCGUUUCGGAGUUGCCGACAGAUCCAGAGCCACAGCAGCAGCAGCAACAACAACAAGACAUGAUGGAUCUCAUGGAAACGGACAAUAGCACAGUGAAUGCGGCGCCAGUGACGAAAACGAAGGAGGAUAUUUUGAAUUUGUUCAAUCCGCCAGCCGAAAAGAAACCUGUAGACUUUUUGUGUGAUGACAAUAUUGCUUUUGAGCCACCUGCUUCUACAGAAAUAGUUGAAAAUAAUGUAGAAACAAUAGCACCUGCAACAAAUCCUGAUGAAUUACUCCAAAUUACGGAAGAAAAACAACCCGUAGACCUACCGAUUGAAAAGGUUACGGAAGAACCUGUCGUUCCCGUUGUAGCUACCCCUCACGGUCACGUAAUGCAAGACAUCCAAAUCGACGUCGAAGAUGUUGACUUUGGCAUGCCCAACUCAUACGACAUUUGCGUAACUCCCCCAUCUGAAACCGCCGUGUCAUCUGGCGACGUUUCCGAAUCUCAAAUCGCCUACAGUCACUCGAACAUCUCAAUAAAUGACGAUGCCUCAUCCGUUAGUUCGGCAGUUAAUCCUUUCAUGAUGGAAACAGCAAGUGAUCCAGAGCCGACACCGACGCCCGUCGUCGAACAAACGUAUAACGCACCGCCUCCAAGACCCCAAGCUCCGCCUAAACCUCCCACACGAGUUGUUCCUGAGCCGGCAUUCGUUCCCGCAGCAUCCACGGAACCGGAUAAGUUUGAUUUGUUCGCCGCGAAAUUCGAGGAAAGUAAGAGCAAGAGGAAUUCCCUGACGAAUGCGGAAAAUGAUUUUCAAAAUAAUUAUACGAUUAAUGAGGAUGCAUGGGGAAGUAGUGCGGGAAAUUUCGCAAAUGCAGGAGGGUUUGGCUUCGAUGCGGAUGAUAACUUUUCGGCGAUGGAAAUUACGCCAGAUAUGAUCAGUAAGCCGGACUUUGAUUCGGAUGAGGAAACGAAACAGAUGAGUGUCGUGAUUAGACCACAAGGCGCAGCAACGCAAUGGACCGGCAAUGUUUCGUUGGCUCCUCCGCCGAAACCUGUACAUUAUUAUCAAGAGGAAGCGGAUGAACAACCGGCGAUUGUGAAUCCCUUUGAAAGUCACAUGCAAGAAGCUCCUCCAUCUAAAUUUGAACGAACAGCAUCUCAAGAAACUCCGCCAACGCCAUUGUUCGACGAAGAUGUUUCACAACCGCUGGAGGACUUUCCACGCAUUCAUUAUGCCGGCAACGGUUGGGAAAUGCAACUUCGUUCACCGAAACAGAAGAAAAUCACGGGUCAACGAUUCUGGAAGAAAAUUUGGGUGCGUCUCAUUUAUCAGAACGAAACGCCCGUCGUGCAGUUGUUUAAUCAAUCAACUGAAAAAGACCCGUUUCAAGAAAUUCCGUUACAACCAACUUAUUCUGUAUCAGAAAUUGGAGCUCAGCAAUACGAUCAAUAUGGCAAAAUAUUUACGAUAAAGUUGCAAUACGUCUUUUACAAAGAGCGUCCUGGCGUUCGACCGGGUCAAGUAACAAAAGCGGAACGAAUCACGAACAAAUUAAGUCGUUUUGCGGCGUAUGCCAUUCAAGGGGACUACGAGGGCGUCAAAGAAUUCGGAAGUGACUUGAAAAAGUUGGGUUUGCCCGUGGAACAUGCACCGCAAGCAUCACAACUGCUAAAAGUGGGCAGCAUGAACUACGAAGACAUGAAGCAGUUUUCAAUGUGCAUCGAGGAGGCGUUGUUCCGGAUGCCAUUCGGGCGAGAUCGAGCACUUACGUACAAGAUGGAAGAGGUGCAAGUCACAGCCGUCGAUGAAAUUUACGCUGAAGCGGAUGCCGAUGGGCACGUUUCGCGCCAAAUUGCACGUGUGCGACUUUUCUUCCUUAGUUUUUUGACAGGCAUGCCAACUAUUGAGCUGGGUGUUAAUGAGGUUUGGCGACAAGGCAGAGAAGUUGUUGGGCGUCACGAUAUUAUUCCUGUCGCUACAGAAGAAUGGAUUCGCCUUGAAAACGUCGAAUUUCAUAAUUGUGUUCAGCUGGAUGAAUAUGAAAAGACCAGAACUAUUAGAUUUAAGCCUCCAGAUGCUUGUUAUAUCGAGUUAAUGCGAUUCCGUGUUCGCCCUCCUAAGAACCGUGAGCUUCCAUUGCAACUUAAGGCACAGUGGGUUGUCAUGGGAAAGAAGGUUGAAUUACGAGCUGAUGUGUUGGUACCUGGCUACGCAUCUCGUUCUCUCGGUCAAAUUCCAUGCGAAGAUGUUGCGAUUCGUUUCCCCAUUCCCGAAUGUUGGAUUUAUUUGUUCCGCGUUGAGAAGCAUUUCAGAUAUGGCUCCGUAAAGUCCGCACAUCGAAGAACCGGCAAAGUAAAGGGUAUCGAACGUAUUUUGGGAACAAUGGAAACACUCCAAGAAAGUCUAAUUGAAGUCACAUCGGGUCAAGCGAAGUACGAACAUCAUCACAAAGCUCUCGUUUGGCGAUGCCCGAGAUUGCCGAAAGACGGGCAAGGCGCAUACACGACACAUCAACUCGUUUGUCGACUUGCCUUGACGGGUUACGAUCAAGUACCGCCAGAUCUCGCCGAAUUUGCGUAUGUUGAGUUCACGAUGCCAGCAUGUCAAGUAAGUCACACCACAGUCCGUUCUGUCAGUGUACAAGACUCCGAUUCAGAUGAGCCACCAGAAAAAUACGUCAGACAUUUGGCACGACACGAAUAUCGAGUUGGCAUCGAAAAAACUUCGGGCGACUCGUUAAAUCCAUAUUUGGCAGCUACAAUCGCGAAACCGGCGCCCGUUCAAGAAGAACCCGAGCUUAAGACACCGUCAGCUGCUCCCUCUGACUCCGAUUCGGACUCGAAUUAAGGACUCGUUAUACAUAUGAAUGCAAAAAAAAAAUAUCUAGAGAAGUGUUAAAGAAUAAUAUUAAUGAUAAUCCCCUGUUUCAAAACAUGUAUUCUCAAAAAAAAAAAGUUUAAUCUAUACAUAUACGUAUAAAUAUUUAAAAUAAAUUAAAAAUAUACAAAUAAUGCAUAAAAUAAAUGGAAGUAUUAUAGAUUAAUUGCUUGGAACCAUAUGCAAUAAAA